Molecule: messenger RNA, 2590 nt
Organism: Cornus florida
Lineage: Eukaryota; Viridiplantae; Streptophyta; Magnoliopsida; Cornales; Cornaceae
Exons: 3
Coding region: 461-1876 (471 amino acids)
Source: RefSeq, a predicted model, not a curated record
UCUCGCACAAACACCACGCUCUCUCCAAGCUCUCGCUCCUCCACUCGCACUACCACCAUCUCUCUCUAAAAAGUCGCGAUCAAACCCCCUCUCUAGUCUCUCCUCUAAAAGCACCACCUCUCGAACCAGUCGCCAUUAGCGCUCUCCCUCUCUCCCUCUACUUUCUCUCUCUAAAACGGCUGCUUCUGUUCACACUCUCUGUCUACUUCACCAACGCAUAUCCAGUUCUUCUUAGUUUUCUGUUGAUUGUUAUUAGACAGUUUUGGUUGAUUAGGGUUUAUGGUGAUUGAAUGGUGUUGUUGAAAACUCGGAAUCGUCUAUGAGGAGAACUCAAUCGCAUUCAACUUCAUUUUCUCUCUCUACAUUUGAUUUCUCUCUCUGAAAGUGUUUGCAGAGAGGGAGAUAAGGGAGUGUUCGAUUUCGUUCACUCAAAUCUCACUGUUCGAGUUCGAUUUUCGGAAUGGAGAAGAAACAAGGCUUUUUCUCGGCUCUGAAGGAGGAGGUAGUUCGGGGAUUAUCGCCGGCGAGGUUACGCGGUAAUAGUCCGGCGAGGUCACGGUCGCCGAUGGCGGCGUUACUUGGUCGGAGGAAGAACCGCCAGCUGACGAGUCCUGAGGCGUUGAUCGCGAGAUCCGGAAGCUUGAGGCCUGUAGGGGAGGUUUUGGCCCCUCUGAUGGAGGGUCCGGAUCCGGACGGAGGCGAAGUCGGGGAUUCGAAGCGGGUUGGCUCGGGCUUAGGGCAGUGGGUGAAGGGACAGCUGUCUAGGACUCCGUCGGUGGCUUCGAAUGCUUGCAAGCGAUCUGAUAUGAGGCUUUUGCUGGCUGUGAUGGGUGCUCCACUCGCCCCGGUGCACGUUAGCACCAAUGACCCUCUGCCUCACCUAAGCAUUAAGGACACUCCCAUUGAAACUUCAUCUGCGCAAUACAUCUUGCAGCAAUACACUGCGGCAUCUGGAGGGCAAAAAGUGCAGAACUCUAUUCGCAACGCUUACGCCAUGGGAAAGGUGAGGAUGGUAGCUUCCGAGAUUGAAACUGCCGCAGGGGUAGUGAAGAAUCGGACUGCUGCAAGAGCUGCUGAAUCUGGUGGAUUUGUGCUCUGGCGGAUGAAUCCAGACAUGUGGUACUUGGAGCUUGCCGUGGGGGGAAGCAAGGUUCAUGCAGGCUGCAAUGGCAAGCUUGUCUGGAGGCACACGCCAUGGCUCGGUGCCCAUGCUGCUAAAGGACCUGUUAGACCUUUAAGACGUGCCCUUCAGGGUCUUGACCCAAGAGCCACUGCCAGUAUGUUUACGGAUGCUAGGUGUAUUGGAGAGAAGAAUAUCAAUGGUGAAGAUUGCUUCAUUCUCAAACUCUGUGCUGAUCCUCAGACCUUGAAGGCAAGGAGUGAAGGCCCCGCGGAGAUCAUAAGACAUGCUUUGUUUGGCUACUUCAGCCAGAAGACUGGACUUCUUGUUCACAUGGAGGAUUCCCAUUUGACUCGUAUUCAAUCCAAUGGUGGUGAUGCAGUUUAUUGGGAGACGACUAUCAAUUCAUUCCUUGAAGAUUACAGGCCUGUUGAAGGACUCAUGAUUGCUCACUCUGGGCAUUCCGUGGUGACCCUUUUUAGGUUCGGAGAGAGAGCAAUGAGCCAUUCCAAAACAAGGAUGGAAGAAGCUUGGACAAUCGAAGAGGUUGCCUUCAACGUACCUGGCCUCUCAUUAGAUUGUUUCAUUCCCCCAGCUGACUUAAGAUCUGGGUCCAUCAGUGAAGCCUGUGAACUCCCUCAAGAUGAAAGGGUAAAGAGCGCGAUUGCCCUUGCAUCCCAUCGGGCCAAGGUGGCAGCACUCGAGAAGGAAGAUGACAGUAGCAACAAUAACAGGGUUUGGAAGUUGGAAGUCUAACAAAGGUUGGGAUAAAAUUAAGUCAACUGUUCAUAGACUAGGUAGUUUUAAUGGACUAACACGACGUUAUAGAAGUUACAAUGUUGGAGCCAUUGACGAAUUUUAGGACUUAGGUUGUGCUUCUACUAAUCUGUAAAUAGAGUAUAAUCAUUCACUGGUCCUACCUGGACCUUGAUAAAUAUUUAUACUCUCAACGCCGAGUCCAACUACGGAGUUGGAGCUCAUUUUUCCCAAUGACGGGGGCAAAUGGAGGUUUGUUUUUAUUUUACCUUCCAUGCAUGGAGGAAAGUGGCGAAGCUUCGCCAUUGAUCUUUUUAUGUGAUUCGACUGAUUAUCUUGCCUAGAUGUAGUGGUGCCAAGAACACGCUGUUACAUGGGUUUGACAUGACCGUCUUGGUUAUCUGAUUCUACUAUGUUUUGGUGGUGGUUUUAGUUUUGGUGUGGUUUUUUAAUUGAUGUUAUGGUUUUUCUGGAUCUGGCAAGGAGAAAGGGAUUCCUCUAGAUCUGAUGCAACCGGGCAGAGUAAGAGAGAAGAUAAAACACUCUUUGGUCCCUUUUUACUUUAACCCUAAUGUGUUUUGAUAUGUUUUUUCUUUUUUCUGAUGUUAUUGUGGCACUUUGUCAGUUUUGCUGAGAAAAAGAUGUAGUGAACAGAACAUUGUGUCGCUCAGAUAUUGAAUGCUUAUGAAUAAAAGAGAUGAGCAUCUUCCUUAA